AUGAAAAAGUGCCUAGGCUCACAUCAUGUUUUAAAGUCACUAUCAGAAACUAGAUGGUCUGCUCGAGCUGAUGCUGUUACUUCUUUGUGUAAUGGUUACAAGGAAAUUUUAGAUGCUCUAAAAACAAUUGAAAUAGAUGAUAAGACUUCACCAAAUGUUAAAAACGAAACCCAUGGCUUAAUUAAGAAAAUGAAAAAGUUGGAAAAUAUUGUUCUUACUGAAAUUUGGAGUAAAAUCUUAUCAAGAAUAAAUGAAACAAACAAAAAUUUACAAAAAGAAAACCUUACUAUUGACGUCGGUUCAAAAUUAUUUGAUUCUCUUGCUGGUUUUCUAAGUGAGAUUAGAGAUAACUUUUAUAGUUAUGAAAGUUCCGCUAGAGAAAAAUUUCCAGAUUCUGACUAUAAAGAUUUAUACCAACGAACUAAGAAGAGGAGUAUUCAUUUAACAUUACCCGGUGAACUGACAAACAAAAGUACAUCGUUUUCAGGUAGUGAAAAAUUCAAAAUAGAAACUUACUUCCCAAUAAUAGAUACAUUAAUAACUCAGUUAAAAAUUCGUGGUAAAUCAUACAAUUCAAUAAAUAAACUGUUUGGAUUUUUCUCUAAUUUAAAAAAUUUAGAGACAAAAGAAGUACAAGUCCAUUGUAAAACAUUUGCGGAAUUUUAUCACGUAGAUAUUAAUGAAAAUGAAUUAAUUUUAGAAUGUAUACACUUAAAAGCGUAUCUAUCGGAACUUGAUAUUUCUGAAUUCAGUAUUUCUAGUACAUACAAAUGUUUAAAAUCAAAUAGACUAGAAGAAACAUUUCCAAACAUAAUAAUAUCUUUCCGAAUUUUUUUAUCAAUGAUGAUUACCAACUGCAGUGGGGAACGUUCAUUUUCUAAGUUAAAUUUAAUUAAAGAAGAGCUUAGAAGUANAGAAGUACAAUGA
Molecule: messenger RNA, 927 nt
Organism: Myzus persicae (green peach aphid)
Lineage: Eukaryota; Metazoa; Arthropoda; Insecta; Hemiptera; Aphididae
Exons: 1
Coding region: 1-927 (308 amino acids)
Source: RefSeq, a predicted model, not a curated record